Messenger RNA from Schistosoma turkestanicum, 2046 nucleotides. NCBI's taxonomy places the organism in Eukaryota, Metazoa, Platyhelminthes, Trematoda, Strigeidida, Schistosomatidae. The record is from the annotation of a GenBank genome assembly.
AAAUAUUUCAUCAAGCGUUGUGAAUGCUGAUGUGUCGAAAGAUGCUUCGGUUAAUUUAUGGACAUCAUCAUCUACAAGUCAUGAUUCUGCUUCGUGUCCUUUUACUGCAUCGGCUAAAGUUGUUACAGCUUCUCAGACAGACUGUAAGGAUUCGAAAAAUCUAGAAGAUUCUGCUAAGGAAGUAGUUGAAGAUAAACGGGAAGAAACGUUAACUUUAGCGGAAGUCGACCUAGUUGCAGGUGAAAGAGAAAUGCCAGUUAUUCGACAGCAUUGCCGAGCUCAUAAUUCCGAUGCUAAUAAACAGAGGUGUAAUAAUCUUGGACCUUUUCAUUUCGAGUUAAAUGAUGUACACAACAACGGUGCUGAAAAGAAUAAAGAAUCUCUCUGCAGGUCACGGACAGCAGUACGUUUAGUGUAUAAAUGCAGACUGUUGAUUAAUACUCUCAGUUGGUUACAAAUGCCUGCUGCUCUAGUUGACUCACGAACUUUGAGAAUGGUUGCAAUUAAUGAGGUGGGUAGUUAUGUAAUGGCUACAUGGCGCAACGACUUCCAAUGUCUUGCUGAGGUUCUAGCCCAUCGUCAGCGACAUGGUACAAGAGCAGAGUAUCGCAUACGUUAUAUUUGGGAUCGCGUUGUAGAAUGGACACCCGUCAGCAAGUUACGCAAAGCAACUCAGUACGAAAUCGAUUAUGUCUUAAAAUUCUGUAAAGAGCAAGGUACACUAUCCACAAAUAAAAUCCCUAGUAAAUUUGAUCUGCAGUAUUCAUGUAGUAGUAGCAAUGAUUCUGCAUCAGGAACAUCUCAAGCUAAAAGAAUAAGGACAAAUGUGUCAGAAAGCAAGUCAAUAGACCGCACUUCGGAUCCUGAAACACAUCGCUAUCGGUCACGUCCUACUCAUGUAAGUACAAGUGGUUUCUCUGUCUUAGAAGACAAGAAGACUCUUCUUCCAAAAUUAUUUGAUGAAAUCAUCGAACAGGAUGGGAUGGUUUGUGAUAAGAGUGUUUUCCAGUUUCACGAAGCCUGUCGAAGACGUCGUGAAUUGAAAAGAAAAGCUAUCGAAGAGAACGACACAUGUCCAUAUAGAUUCGACAGUUCUGUAUCUGUUUUGAGUCAAACAUUCACCAUCAGGUCAAACCAUCAGAACAGACGUGGUCUUAAUUUAAAACAUAAUUCUAUAAGAACCGAAAAUUAUGCAGCGGAAGCUACAGUAGCAUCCUCACCGGUAUCAUCGAAUUCAUUUUGCCAGAAAAGUGAUAAAAUAAAGGGAACCAUUACCCUAUGCGGACCCAACGAGAUGUGUAAACGAACGCUGGGAGUAGAGCGGAAUAUCCGAGCGGAUGAAUCAUUUGUCAGAGUUCACGUGUUUCCUGGAAACCUGACCAGAAGGAAUAUUUUGUCGUUUAUAGCAUUAAUCUUUGAUCCCGGAGGAGGUAUAUGGAAACAUAUUAUAAAGUCAACGAGAAGGAAGCCACAACAUGGAGACUCACCGUUAGUAAACAAUACUAGUUUGCUGAGAAAUCUUUGGGUGGAAGCUAUAGUUAGAGAAGUCAAUUAUGGUCCCGAUGGCCGAUUCAGAACGAUUCGAUUGAAGAGACACCGUAGACAUCAACCGAGAUAUACGAAACCUAUGCCUAAUGGAAGAGGUCGAUUAUUCGAGCGCGACGGCAACGAGGUCUGGACGUGGUGACCGCUUCGGGGGGAGUGUUAGUUAUUUUAUAACUAAUUGUAGUUAUGUCAUAACUAACCAAUCAGAUUGGUUAAGCGCUCACCACGUCAUCUAGUCUGACCGGUCUAUGGACUUUCUUGUUGUGAACGGCCUAUCGAUUGAAGGAUGUUAUUAUUUUAUUUUAUAUAGAUGUGACUCAUGUUUUUUAUUCAUUUUCUAAAGACACGCUAUACUGUCCGGUACGUUUGCUCAUCCUGCUUGAUAAUUGUAAUUUCCUUAUUUAUUGUACUAAAUUAAUCGUUUUCUUUUUGUUUAGAAACAGAUAAAGUUUAAUACCGAAUUGUCUUCUGUUAACUAUAGUUUCACUUGGGACUCUGUCA